GAUUUUGUCACGGCUUUCUUGUGAUGUCUGAUUAAAAAUGACAAGCGAAACAUCGGAGUUUGUCAGUGUCGUAAUUCCAAGACAGACUGAUUUGAAGUUUCUCUUGGUCAACGCAGACGACCGUGGAUUAUGGUUUCCAACAAAGCAGAAGACAGAAGAUGAAAAGUUAAUACAUGUCGCCAUAAACUUGGUGGAAGAGGUCACAGGCCAGAAUCAUGGAAUAAAGAACUUACUAACGACACACAUUACCAGACUGCCCAGGCAACCACCAAUCAUGCAUUUUGUGUUUCUGGCUUUUCCUGUUUCACCCUCUGAAGACGUGAGUCAGUUUACUGAUGUUAACAUGAAUGGCACAUGGCUUUCAGAACAGGAAAUGAAGGAUGAACUGCUGCCUCAAGCCACGAAAGGCAUGCUGGGAAAUGAACCUAUCACGAUUGCAUGGCAUCUGCAAGAUGGAAAUGCAAGUCUUCCUGCAUUUGAUGAGACUGUUAUUGAAUAUUUGGAUGGCACCUCAGAGACAACUGCACAAGAUGCUUUGAUCAAAUCAUCAAAGCUAGGGAAAAAAGAACAAGAUCUCCUUUUUGUGGAAUUCUACACCAUGUGUUUUCCCAGUACAUUGAUGAAUAAGCAUGUCUUUUCUACAUAUAUGGCAGCCAAGGGAUUCCAAGGUUCUAACGAAGCCCUGUACAGAUCCUUUGAUGUACAUAAACGAAGACUGCUUACUUUCAGUGAUGUUCUGUUGGGUCUUGCUGCUAUGGAGCCGUGCACACAACAUGGUGGUGUGCCUGCGGAAUCCCGGUGUCGAUACAUAUUCCGCUAUUACGAUACUAAUGGUACUGGAUUUCUGCAAUUUGAGGAAUUUAAACAAUUGGUUACAGAUGUACGGAAGUUGAAAGGGUUGGCAGUGGAUGAUGCUUCAGUCACCGAGGAUGCUACAACUAGUAUAAAGUUGUUUGGCAUUACCAGCACAGACCGCCUACCACUGGCAGAGUUUCUUAUAGCUGUCGGUCAGCUCAAAUUCCGAGGGACGUCCGUCUUGUUGAGGCUGCCCAGGUCGUGUCUGUCCAAUGUGAAGAAUGCAAUAAUGACUGGUGCUGAGACUGAUGGGGAGGAACCACCCAACAAGAAGAGUCGACCAAAGCUUAUUGAGUCAAAAAAGAAAUCUAACAAUGUGGAAGAUUCUGUGUUCAAACACCCAGAAGGUUUGCCUCUCCAGGCAGUGAAGCACAACACAACCGCCUCCCCCAAAUAUGAGCUAGCCACACAUACAGUCAAAGUGAGACGGACAGGAACACUCGCCGAUGUGAUGGCACUGUGGGAGCUACAAGGAACUAAUGCUGUCAGUGGAAGUGCUAUGCAUCACCUAGAAGGAGAAAUAUCCAGAUUUCACCGAAUGCCAUCCAUAGAUUCUUUUAACCAAAGAUCUCAUCCAAAUGAAAUGUUAACUGGCCUGAGAUAUUUUGAGAGAGCUCUCAAGAAAGAUAAUGCUGGAGCACCGAAGGAAUCAUUUAGUUGGGGCCAGGUUGACAUUAAUGCAUUAGCGAAGUGUUUGUUGACUCUCUGUCAGUUUGCUAAAGAAGCUUUACGUCAGGAACCUCGUCUCCUCAAACUGAAGUCUCCAGUCUACAUUUUAGGUGACAUCCAUGGGAACUUUGAAGACCUGGUUUGUUUUGAAAAGGCUCUGUGGCGGAUGGGACCACUACUAACACCUGCAUCUUUUCUCUUCCUCGGCGACUAUGUGGACAGGGGUCAGUUUGGCAUUGAAGUUGUCUCGUAUCUACUAGCACAAAAACUGUUAUCACCAACCAAAUUCUUUCUUCUCCGUGGAAAUCAUGAGCUAAGAAGUGUACAAGAAAUGUUCCAUUUUAAAGCUCAGUGUGUGAAACAGUUUGGUGACACGACUGGUUUGCAGGUGUGGGAAGCAAUUAACGACUGCUUUGAUGUGAUGCCCAUUGCUGCAACUAUUGAUGACAGGGUAUUUUGUGUACACGGCGGUAUUCCAAGUCCUAUGCACGGCGAUGGAACAAUAGAGGAAAUCAACAACGUACCAACGCCAUUACCUGACCCAGAGGUCCAGAGUCCCCUGGCAUGGGAGAUUCUCUGGAGUGAUCCUAUCAGCUUAGAAAUCAUGACACCAGAAAUAAUUACUGAUCUUAAAGCAAACCAUGGUUUUGUUCACAACACAAGACGCGGCACGGCCAAUUUCUUCAGCUGUGAUGCGUUGUUUUCCUUCCUGGAGGAGAAUGGUUUGUCUCAUGUCAUCAGAGCACAUGAAGUCCAAGAGGCUGGUUUCCAGGUCCAACAAGAGGGCAAAUUGUUAACAGUAUUCUCAUCUUCCAAAUAUUGUGGUGGCUCCAACGAAGCUGCUUGUGUCCUUGCCGACAACUUCAAACUUCGAAUGAUACGGAUUGAUACAACUUGAUGCCACAUGUAGUAAAGGUCGUUCCAUACAGAUUGAUACUGUACAUGAACACUGUUCGGCCCUCAAAAUUCUGAUCAUCUUGUGAUGCCAACUUAGGACAAACAAUAACAAACUAUUUACCCAAUAAUUAUAAAAAUGCCAUCGCAGAUCAGUUUGCACAGCUUUUUGCGGCAACACUGCUGAUUGCGGUCACACAUUUUGAGAGCUGGUUGUUCAGUACAGCUUGAUACUUCAUGUGCAUGUGAAUCAAUUCAAGUUGAUGACAAGACUUUAGUAAGACUUGAUAACUGCAGCUGAAGGAUGCUCGAUCAAGUCUGAUGCUACAUGGUGUUACAGAUAAUUGGAAUAAUAUUUCUGUCACAAUAGAAUUGGAAGAUAUUUCAUACAGUAACGUUAUAGAAUCUGAAGGUUUUUCAUGUAUCUUGAUGCUGCUUGAGAUUUGAAGGUACAUUUAGUCUGAUGCUGCAUAGCUAUUGAAGGUAGUUCAAUUCAAGUUAUACUGCAUAGCUGUUGAAGGAGUUCGAUACAGCUGAUAGAUAGUUCUAUACAGUUCGAUACAGCUGAUAGGUAGUUCUAUACAGCUCGAUACAGCUUUAUGUUGCAUAUUAUUAGAUACAUGUAGUAGAAUGAUAUAUCUUCAUAACUACAUUGUAUUUGAAGAUUGCUUUAUACCACUUAAUACUACUUAGUUCUUGAAGAUUGUCAAAAAAUUUCUGAGUGGAAAUAGAUUACACAUUUGUUGAAAAAUCAGGUGUGAUGUUUGUCAGGUUUUAAGAGUGUUACAGCUCUGCUUUUUAAAUGGGUGGAAUUCCCUACAGAAUAUUUAAAAAAAAUUAUGGCCCGAGAAUUACAAGGUUCUAUCUGCAGUUUUUCCAAAAAUGAGUUCUUCAUCCUAUUUGAUAGAAAAUAAAAUUAUCUACAUAGUAAACAGUCCUAGAAUAUGGUAUUGUAAGACACAGUUGUUAUAUUGAAACUAUUGCAAAGACCUCUCUACGACUCGGAUAUGGCAGCUCAAAACUUCAAGUGGCGAUUUCUCAAAAUGAGGUUUUGUGCACAUAGCACCUUGUAAUUCUCCACCCAUGAAAUGUCUGUUCAGGUUGUCUAUUCAGUGGAAAAAGGAAACAUUUGAAUUAGAAAUUCAAUUAUUUUGGAACAAUAUAAAAUAAAGAAUUUCAUAAUGAAAUACUGUUUCUAUAAACCCACCAGCACAUAAAUCACACAAGAAUGACACAUGUGAAUUAUAUACCUUGGACAUGUAGAAGAAUUCUUCUGGGCACUGUUCCAUGAGGUCAUCUUAAGUGCUAAGAUUGCUUGCUGAAAUGGAGCUCUGAGCAUAUAUACCAUUUUUUAUUUUAUUUUACGUUCAUUAAUACUUUUGUUGCAUUUAUUAUUCAUAGUAUUAACCUGUUACCCCUAUUUGUCUCUAUCACAGUUUUUUUACGUUCAUUAAUACUUUUGUUGCAUUUAUUAUUCAUAGUAUUAACCUGUUGCCCCUAUUUGUCUCUAUCACAGUUAUUAACAGGCCCCAGGGCACAAAAUGUUUUGUAAGUUUGCUUAUCAGUUACACAACUCAAAAUUCAUGUGAACUGCCGAUCAGUAAAGUUUUAUCUGUUGCCUUCUGAAAUUAACAGCUGUAAACAUCAAGAUCUGAAGAAUGGUAUUAGCAGUAUGUAUAACAACAUGGACAUGUUUGUUCAGAGGAAUCAUGAAUUAAAGGUUUUUUUUCUUU
Messenger RNA from Gigantopelta aegis, 4151 nucleotides. RefSeq lists its product as uncharacterized. The record is from RefSeq and is a predicted model, not a curated record. Bases 38 to 2422 code for a protein of 794 amino acids. Gene Ontology annotation, molecular function: calcium ion binding; protein serine/threonine phosphatase activity. Lineage: Eukaryota; Metazoa; Mollusca; Gastropoda; Neomphalida; Peltospiridae. The transcript has 19 exons. Gene Ontology annotation, cellular component: nucleus; cytoplasm.